Pochonia chlamydosporia 170 is the source of this 2214-nucleotide messenger RNA. RefSeq names its product carbon catabolite derepressing protein kinase. Gene Ontology annotation, biological process: protein phosphorylation; intracellular signal transduction. Bases 1 to 2214 code for a protein of 737 amino acids. Gene Ontology annotation, cellular component: cytoplasm. Gene Ontology annotation, molecular function: ATP binding; protein serine/threonine kinase activity. NCBI's taxonomy places the organism in Eukaryota, Fungi, Ascomycota, Sordariomycetes, Hypocreales, Clavicipitaceae. The record is from RefSeq and is a predicted model, not a curated record. The transcript is spliced from 4 exons.
AUGGCCCCUCGAGGAGGCUUCGAGGACGAGGAACUCACAAUAUCCCUCUCCUCAACCCACGUCCGGCGUCAACAGCAACAACAACCCCCGUCUUCCCACCACCACCACCACCGACAUCAAGGCCGUGACCGUGAUCGUGAUCGUGACCGUGACGAUGCUGGCAAAUCCUCCAAGUCGAGCGGCACCCGCCAGAAUCCCAUGGAGUCGACGCGAGACAAGACCAAGACCGAGCAGCGCAUUGGCGCCUACAAAAUUGUGCGAACCCUGGGCGAGGGUUCCUUUGGUAAAGUGAGGCUGGCUAUUCACCAAGGCACCGGGCAGCAAGUCGCUCUCAAGAUUAUUGCACGUAAGAAACUCAUCAGUCGAGACAUGGCUGGCCGUGUCGAGCGAGAGAUUGAGUAUCUUCAGCUGCUGCGUCAUCCACACAUCAUUAAACUGUACACUGUCAUCAAGACGCACACCGAAAUCAUCAUGGUGCUCGAGUAUGCUGGCGGGGAAUUGUUUGACUACAUUGUACAAAAUGGCCGCAUGAAGGAAGCCGAAGCACGACGCUUUUUCCAACAAAUGCUUUGUGCCGUCGAGUACUGCCACCGUCACAAGAUUGUCCACCGCGACCUGAAGCCUGAGAACUUGCUGCUGGACGAUAAUCUCAAUGUCAAGAUUGCAGAUUUUGGUCUGAGCAAUAUUAUGACGGAUGGAAAUUUCCUCAAAACGAGCUGUGGAAGUCCCAACUAUGCUGCACCCGAAGUUAUUGGCGGAAAGCUGUACGCUGGUCCCGAGGUUGAUGUGUGGAGCUGUGGCGUUAUUUUAUACGUUCUUCUCGUUGGACGGCUGCCCUUUGACGAUGAGCAUAUCCCCAGUCUCUUUGCCAAAAUUGCACGGGGCACAUACAGCAUCCCGCAGUGGAUGCCGUCGGGAGCUGCCAACCUGAUCAAGAGGAUGCUUGUUGUGAACCCUGUGCAAAGAGCUACCAUUGAGGAAAUCCGACAGGAUCCAUGGUUCUUGACUGACCUACCUGCCUAUCUUCAGCUUCCCGUCGAGGAGUUUUUCAACACUGGCGUCGACCCCAACAAGGCUAUUGAAACAAGCGACAUCGCCCCGAAUGCUCCUGUGCAAGUGCAGGAGAGGCUUCACAAUGAAGUCACGGAGAAGAUUAGUAAAACUAUGGGUUACGGCAAGACGGACGUUGAAGAAGCUUUGCAGUCUGAGGAACCGUCCGCCAUCAAGGAUGCUUACAUGAUUGUGAGGGAAAAUAAACUCAUGCAAGUGAAUCAAGGCCAAGAGCCGUUGACGCCCGACGUUGAGGAAGCUUCGAGCCCAAUGAUGAGCAUGUCCUCAGCUAGAUCGGGGGCAUCAGGCGGGAUAUCCCCGCGACCAUAUGUCAGCAAGGUCGGUAUCCUGCCGACCAGUUUGCCAACGCACCACAAAGACUUUAUCGAAAGACAAAAAGCAGGGUUUGAUUCGCAGCCACCCCAAGUUGCAGCCGUUCAUGAUGAGCCGCCCACGGCCAGGACAGACGCAGAGAAGGAAGAGGCCGCCAGACGGCUGAAACCACACGCACGAGUUCAGAUGCGGCUCGAGGAGGGCAGCAAGCGCCCACAAGGCAUGACACCAAUAAACCCGCCUAAGAAGCUUAAGCCAGUGCGAUGGCAAUUUGGUAUCAGAUCUAGGAACGCACCGUGGGAGGCACUGCUCUGUAUCCACAAGGCUCUUCACAAAUUAGGGGCCAAGUACAUCCCAGAUGAAGACUACUCCCAGCUUCACGGCAAAGACAGCGAGGCACCGAGCGGAGAUGGCAGCUUUGCGGACGACUACAACGGUGGAGCGCAAUUAACACGGGAGUCGAGCGAUCUGGAUCCGGCCAAGCGCUACCAGCUGCCGGCAGAUCCAUGGCACAUCAAGGUGCGAUGGGAGUCUUCAACCCUCAAGAAGCAUAUUCAAACGCCGCCCGAUGGCGUCGACAAGGACCAAGUCGGCACGCCAGACAGCUACCACAUCACCUCACAAGACAACCCGAAUAAGAAGCGAUUUGUGGCGUUGCACUUGGACAUUCAGAUAUACGAAAUGGAACAGGGAGUAUACCUAGUAGACUUCAAGUCUUCGGGGUACGAGACCCCCGAAGGCAGACUACUUGAAGAGAAGGAAGUGACGAGCCCGUUUCCCUUUCUGGACAUGGCAGCGAGGUUGAUAAUGCAGUUGGCGGAGGCAGACUAA